Molecule: messenger RNA, 645 nt
Organism: Dentiscutata erythropus
Lineage: Eukaryota; Fungi; Glomeromycota; Glomeromycetes; Diversisporales; Gigasporaceae
Source: the annotation of a GenBank genome assembly
AUGGCAAUCUUCAUGAUAGAAACUUGUGCAAUAAUCACAGAAGUCGGUUUAUACGGUCCAACAAAUUCUGAAUUCGGGCUUGCAACACACAUAUGUAAUGGUUUACGACCAGAAAUCGUUACUAAUAUUCCGGAAGUAUACUUAUCAUUAAUGAAAAAGAUACUGCAUCAAAACCCUGAAGAAUGUCCUAAUGUCGUAGAGUUAUGUGAGAUGUUAGAUACUUCAAUAGAUAACAAUACACAAUCUGAUAAAAUCCAAUACACAAAACCAUCAAUGCAACUUAUACAAGAGCACACUUCUACUAUUCAUAAUGAUUCUUCUAAUAUGAUAAAGAAUGUUGAUUUUAUUUUUACCAUUGAUCAUUGGAUCACGAUCAUCUUCUUUGGAUCAAUAUUACCCGAACAUGGCAAUGAAAGGACAGGAACUAUUUUGUGGUAUAGAAUACUGCUUGCGCAAUGGGCUGCCUCAAGAACUGAUAUAUUUCCUCAAGAGAUGUGCAGCCAUCUGUCAAAACUUCAUUCGUCUGUAGACGCACAUCCAUUUAGUAAUACGAAACGAAUUGUUGAAAAAGCAUUUAAUAAACUAUUUCAUGAAAUUUUUUCGGAAUUUGAUGAGAUACCAAUUGGGAUUGGUGCUAUUGCACAA